Colletotrichum truncatum is the source of this 2709-nucleotide messenger RNA. Its product is annotated as C2H2 transcription factor. NCBI's taxonomy places the organism in Eukaryota, Fungi, Ascomycota, Sordariomycetes, Glomerellales, Glomerellaceae. Gene Ontology annotation, molecular function: DNA-binding transcription factor activity, RNA polymerase II-specific; RNA polymerase II cis-regulatory region sequence-specific DNA binding; zinc ion binding. Gene Ontology annotation, cellular component: chromatin. The record is from RefSeq and is a predicted model, not a curated record. Gene Ontology annotation, biological process: regulation of transcription by RNA polymerase II; DNA-templated transcription.
AUGCUUCCUCUCCAGUCGAUAGAGGGGUCAACUCCUCACGGAGCCUCCGGAGCUGGCGAGAAUGGAGAGACCCGGCAGCAGAAGCCCAAGACUUUGCCGUGCAAGUAUUGCAGCAAGCGCUUUAGGCGUGUGGAGCAUGUCCAAAGGCACGAAAGGACACACACCAAGGAGAAGCCCUUUGCCUGCGGUUGGGCUCGCUGUGGGAAAACGUUCGGACGACGUGAUCUACUUGUCCGCCAUGAGAAGCUCGUUCAUCUCAACGAGGGCAACAAGGAGCAUAACCGCCCACGGAAGACUUCAUCUAGCACCAACCACCCCCCGUCUUCCGCUGACAGCCAUGUUGAACACGAGAUGCUGGGCGUCCAACGCCCUCCUCAACCGCAGUAUCACCAGGAGUCGAUAACAGCCGCUGUGACGUCUUCAAUGGCCCCGGAUCAUCGCAUGCCAGGGCCUACCCGUGCUGCGGCCUGUAACCUUGACUUGCUCUCUGAUGCGGCUCUGGCCAGCGAAGUCAACCCUAUGCAGCAACCCAUGAUGGCGGAUAUGGGCCGACCACCUUCGGAACAUGCGAGAAUAAAGUCCUACGACGAGCAGAUGGGGUACUCUGAAAGGCCACGGGAGGACCCAUCCGUCCUGGCGCCUGGGUUUGCUCCACAGCCGCCAGUUGCGCCGUAUGACGACUAUCAUAUUUUUCUCGACGACUUGGGAACCUCUUCUUACCUGCCUCCUCCGUUUGAGUCCGAUCAGCAGAUGGGCAGCUUAUGGCCACGAUCCGGUGAUAUCCACCAACGUGGACCAUCAAAACCUUCUUCACAGUUCCCCUCUCGUUUCCCCUCAGUUCAGCCAGAUGGUCGAGAGAUUAUGGAAGGUGGUCCACGGAAUCAUGAGGAAUCGAUGAGAGCACCACUUCGAAUCUCUGCUGCUGACCAUACCAUUAUCAAGAACAGACUUGAGGAGUUCUCCUCUGUGAUACCUAACGACUUUGUCUUCCCAUCCCGCCAUACGCUCACACGCUUCUUGGAGGGCUACAUUGGCGGAUUCCACGAAUACCUCCCCUUCCUCCAUAUCCCGACCUUGACGCCUGCCGAGAUGGCCCCCGAGCUUCUCCUCGCCAUUUUGGCUGUUGGCGCGCAAUAUCGAUUCGAAAGCCACCGAGGCCAUGCACUGUGGUAUGCCGCAAAAGCCGUAGCAUUGGAGCAGAUACGCCGACGGCAUAGUCACGAAGUGCACGCUCUGCUCCCGACCCCGGCUGCGUACAGCCCGCACUCAACUCGACCUUCCCCCAGCUCUGGAUUUAGACAUACCUUUGCCUCGGCGCAGCAGGACCGCCCCAUGACCCAGGACACACAUCGUGAGCCAUUCUCUCCGAACACACCACAGGCACGCUUGGAAACGAUUCAAGCUGUCCUUUUGCUUUUCGCUGUCGGCCUUUGGGGGGCAAAAGCAAUCCUGCACGAAGCCCUUUCUCUCCAGAGCCAUCUUGCUAUGUUGGUCCGCGAGGAGGGUUUGACUGCUGAGACCAGCCCUGCCGUCGCGCCCGACUGGGAGACAUGGAUCCGAUUAGAGGGUGCCACUCGUACGAAACUCAUCGCUUACUGCUUCUUUAAUCUCUGCAGCAUAGCCUACAAUAUGCCGCCGCUCAUUCUUACCUCUGAACUCAACCUCUUCCUUCCCUAUCCGUCCCGGAUGUGGAGGGCAGAAUCAGCAUGGCAGUGGCAGGAAGUUAGGCAAGCGUACCCGUCCGUAGAGAUCACCGUACACGACGCCUUCGCCAGGCUAUUUGGCCGAUCGCCCCAGGGGCUGCCUCCGCACAUGUCGUCUCUGGGUAAUUACGUUCUGAUACACGCUCUCCUCCAGCACGUCUACCUGCUGAAGCAAACCUCGCUGGCACUCAGCUCGCCGUUCGAACCACAGAGAGGCCUCAAGCCCGAAGACGUUGAGGAAGUUACCCAGGCAUUACGAGUAUGGCAGGCGAGCUUCGAACACAGGCAUCAACUGCGCGCGGCCGAAUCAGGGCACGUUGGUAGCAGCGACUCAUUCCAAGGCGGCCCGGUUGCGUUCAACUCCACAGCUCUUCUCCGGCUCGCCUACAUGCGUCUUUACACGGAGAUACCACCAGGAAGGUCCCUUGAAACCCGGGAUCAUAUGCUGGUGGCCUCGUCUCUUAGUAACAUGCCCCUCUUGGUUCGGACACUACGGUUACACAGAGCGGUGUUCCAAGCAAUCCAUGCCCUCUCAAUGCUCGUCAAAGCAGGAGUUAACUACGUCGCGAGGACCAAGUCUUUGGAGUGGAGCAUUCAGCAUUCCCUGUGUAACUUCGAAUGCGCCAUUCUUUUGUCCAAGUGGCUCCUCACCCUCGCCUCGAUCGGACCGAAUGACCCCCCUGCGACACCCGAAGAGAAGAACUUGCUGCAGUCGGUCAGGAGGAUGCUCGACGAAACAGAAUUUGCUGUUCCUAUCGACCCUUCUCUGGGUGGACCCGCAGCCGGCCAUCCGGCGAGCACAGAAAUAGCUGCGAACGACAGCACACGACUUAGACAGCUGGCGGCGGCAGUCAUCCGACUCUGGGCGGAGACCUUCAAGGGGUCGCACAUUUUUGAGAUGGUGCGAGUAAUGGGGUCAAGCCUGGACGGAUACGCCGACCUGGUCGAGAAGCCCCGCGACAGGACACCACUUGGGAGGAUCGCACAUGAUCCCAAUCUUGCGUGA